AUGGAUCCGCGGAGCGGCUUCUGCCCGAGCACGAGGACGUUCCGCAGCCUGCGCCCACCGAUCCCGCUCCCACCGGAGGACGACGACGCGGCCGUCUCCUUCCCGUCCUUCGCCUGGUCGCGCCUCCCGCGCCCGCUCCCCGCGCACCCGGCCUUCGUCGACGCGUCCACGGGCGCCGCGCUCUCGUUCCCGGCGCUCCUCGCCCGCGUCCGCUCCCUCGCCGCGGCGCGCCGCUCGGCGUCGCCAGGGGCGACCCCGGUGUCCGCGCCCGCCGACGUCGCCCGCGCGGUAGCCCUGUGCGACCCGUCCGUCAUCUUCGCCACCGGAGCAACCGUCAGCAAAGUCCCUGCGUCAGGGAAGAAAAAGGCAUCCGUCAUCCUGCUGGACUCGCCACAGUUCCAGUCCUUCCUCCACGGCCACGACGAACCGGGGUUCGCCGCAGGCGUGCCGCCACCGCCGGUCGAGGUGGUGCGGCAGUCCGACGUGGCAGCUAUCGGCUACUCGUCGGGCACGACGGGGCGAACUAAGGCGGUGGCGCAGUCGCACCGGCGCCUCAUCGCGUCCGCGCUGCAGUACCGCUCGGCGUGGCCGCGCGUUGCCGGAGGUCCCGCGGUCGUCACGCUCCUCGGCGUGCCCAUGUUCCACUCGUACAGCUUCCACAUGCUCAUGCGCGGGGUGCUGAUGGCCGAUACCACGGUCGUGGUCACCGCCACCCGCUGCGGCGCGGCAGCCGUGCUGGAGGCCGCCUCGAGGUGCAGGGCCACGCAGAUGUUCGUCGCGCCGCCUGUCGUGGCGGCCAUGGCGGCGCGGGGAGGCGGCGUCGGACCGGAGGGGUUCCCGGACCUUGCACUAGGCUCAACUGAGGGUGGUGUGAUAUCAAACAUGGUCUGUCGUGAGGAAUGUCAUCGUAUAAAAUCAACAGGUCGGCUAUGUAGCGGUGUUGAAGCCAAAGUUGUUGACAUUAUUAGUGGUGAACUCUUAUCAACCAAUGAACAAGGCGAAUUAUGUAUCCGAGGCCCAAGUGUCAUGCUAGGAUAUGUUGGUGGUGAUGAAACAAGCAAUCAAGCAUUUGACUCUGAUGGCUGGCUUAAAACUGGCGACCUCUGCUCUUCUGAUGAGGAUGGCCUCCUUUACGUUGUUGAUAGACUAAAGGAUAUAAUUAAGUACAAGGCGUAUCAGGUUGCACCAGCAGAGUUGGAGGAUGUGUUGCAUUUGAUCCCUGGGAUAUUGGAUGCUGCAGUUAUCUCGUACCCAGAUGAAGAAGUAGGACAAUUACCAAUGGCAUUUGUUGCAAGGCAAAAUGGGAGCAAUAAUCUUACAGAAGACCAAAUAAUGGAAUCCAUUGCCAAACAGGGCGAGGAGUCGAGAUGGGAGCUCAGCACCGAUGUUGGAGAAGGGAUGGGAGGUGUCAGGAUGGGAGCUCGGUGGGAGGGGUGGGGCGAUCUGAAAGGUCUUCUAAGGACGCUCCGCCAUGUCAAGUCACCGCUGAGGCCAAAGAUGCCAUUGCUGCAAUUUCAUGACUCUUUAAGGACCUACUUGACCGGCGUAAAAUUGAGAAACAGAUACUUGGAAGUGAAAUGGAGGAUGAAUACAUACUUCCUACUGAAUAUUGUGGUGUCACUGCGCGAGGUGCACAGGGAGAGCGCCAGCAGGCUGAUGGAGAUGGAGGAAUUGUUAUUUGUGCGCAUAGGGCUCGCACGGCAAGCAGAUGGGAGCUAUGACAUUGCUUCGAGUUCCAAGAGCAGUGCUAGUUCUGCAAAUGGGUAUCCUCAUAAGCCAUCAUUGGAGCUUACAGACAAUCUAGCGUUCCUUGUGCAUUCUGGAGAUGCCCUCUUGGCAGAUUUCGUUGAAAACAGGUUGUCUGAGCUUGUAGUGAAGGUCGAAAGUUGCAAUGAGUUGAUUUGA
Molecule: messenger RNA, 1905 nt
Organism: Miscanthus lutarioriparius
Lineage: Eukaryota; Viridiplantae; Streptophyta; Magnoliopsida; Poales; Poaceae
Source: the annotation of a GenBank genome assembly